AUGAAAGGAAGGAUACAGAUCGUUAAGCUCGUGUGGAAAAUUCUGGGAAAAAUAGUGACCCCACCAGUUCCAUUCGAUUUCGAUAACCGGGAAAUAGAAGAUGAUGAAAAUACCCUUCCGGAAGAUGUGAAGGAGGGGUAUUUCGCGGUCCAUACGGUUGAUGGUGGUGUGUUGAAGAGGUUUGUAAUAGAAAUAAGUUAUUUAGGUCAUCCGAAAUUUCUGAAGCUUUUGGAGCAAGCGGAGGAAGAGUUCGGUUUUGCGCAAAUUGGUGUUCUUGCUAUACCAUGCACUUAUAGUGACCUUCAAUCUAUAGUUGGAUAA
Molecule: messenger RNA, 321 nt
Organism: Erythranthe guttata (spotted monkey flower)
Lineage: Eukaryota; Viridiplantae; Streptophyta; Magnoliopsida; Lamiales; Phrymaceae
Source: RefSeq, a predicted model, not a curated record